GUGUCCACGAGAGCGUUUUGGAGUUGUUGGAUUGUGUAUUUGAUGAGUUUGAUGAGGGAAAGCCGGAAUACCGUCUGCUUACAUUGAGUUGGCACAGCAGGUCCGAACUCAGCAGCGGUAAAUAUCUUUGCAGCACUCAACACUCAACGACAGAGCUGGCUGCACUGUGAUCAUCUUCGUCCCAUCCUUAAAACACACCGAGACUCUGGCCCGGCUUCCCCCCCCUGCGUGUGCGUGUGUUCAGCGGAGUCUGGGAGGGGCAUCUGUCCGUCAGUCUGUCCGUCCGUCUAGGCAAUGGCGGAUGAGGAGGCCACCGUAUCCGUGGAGUGGGACAGCGGUGAUGGGGGCUUAGCAGAAUAACAUCCCACGCCUGCAUUCGUCUUUUCUCUGUUUAGCUUGGUAAUCACCUCUCGCCAUGGAUCCAGAGAAAACGCUGACAUUCUGCAAAGGGCUGAAGGCUGUGGAGAUGACCAUGUCCCUGCAGGGGCUGGACGGGACUGAAGCUGCCACGGUGGCUGCUUCUCCAAAGGAGCCUGAAGUGCGCACAGUUAACAAGGUGGUGAAGCAUAACAGUUCCGGUAGCCGGCCUGUUGUCAGUCCCAAGUACUGUCCUGGGGUGAACAACAAUCCAGGUUACCUGUGUGAGACAGGGCACUGCUGUGGAGAGACAGGCUGCUGUACCUACUAUUAUGAACUCUGGUGGUUCUGGCUGCUGUGGACAGUUCUGAUCCUCUUCAGCUGUUUCUGUGCAUACCGCCACCGUCGGACCAAGCUGAGGAUCCAGCAGCAGCAGAGACAGAGGGAGAUCAAUCUGAUUGCUUACAAUGGAGCCUGCAACUACCCUUCUUCAAUGCUGGACCUCAGUUUUUUGGCUUCCUUUAAGUUGCCCUCCUAUGAGGAGGUGGCAGCUCAGCCCACCACCCCUCCUCCACCUUACAGCUCCGUCUUUGCCCUGCAGGGAGGCGCUAUCGGGGGCCCUAGCUCCUCUUACCUCCAUCACCACCACCACCGUCACCCCUGUCCUCCCUACCUGGGCCCCGGUCCCAGUGCCCUGACUUCCUCCCAGAGCUCUGACAACUACACCAGCUGCUCCUGCGAGUCAUGCUCCCUCACCUCCCCCUCCAGCACCUCCUUCUCCGUCCAGGUAACGGAUGAGACGUAUGAUAGCAGCCACAUGUCCACACCCAGUGAUGCAGGGGCCGACUGCGCUGUUGUGUCAAGAAUCGGGGCCAAUUUCACACCUACUCCUUCCCCUCCACCACAAGUUCCACCUGACGUGAUACCCGUGGUCACUCCAGAUGUCGUACCUGUCCAAAGACGGUCCUCUAACGGCAGCGAUCGAGUUUCACCUCCAGCUCCGCCACUCUCUCUCUCUUUGCACUCUCAUCCUCAUCCGACUCGUCUCCCACUUUCCCCCCUCAUCCUGCUCUCUUCCCUCCCCCCUGGUCAAGUCCAUCCUCUCGCCCUGUCAGAUCCACUCGGAGCUGUUGCCGCUCAGAAAUUCAAAGACGAGACCUCCCCUUGUGGUCCAACCCCCAGGCCCACUGUGUCUCCACCUAAACCGAUGCCCCUGUCUCCAAGUGUUGCUUCUUUCUCUCAUUCCAUCAGCAAAGAGGAGCAAAAACAAGACAAAGAAGAGGAGGAAGAGGAAGAAGAUGAUGACGAGGAGGACCAUUUCCGCCAUCGUCGGCUGACAGGUGACUCCGGCAUUGAGGUGUGCCGCUGCCACGUGAAGAGAGAGGAGGAGGACGGAGUGCAAAAGGGGCUUUCUGGUAAAGGCGGAAAAGAGGCUGUGAAGGAGGUGGAGAGGGCGGACGUGUUGCAUGACAGUAAGGACUGCUCGCUCCAAGCGAAGGCUGCUGUCCAGUCGCCGCUCCUUGACGACUGCGCCGAGCACUGCGGCCACGUCUCUUCAUCCUCCAGCAUAACAAAGAAGAUAGGCAAGGCCUUCUUCAGUGUGGAGACGUCGUAAGCUAACAGCAAGUGAGACCUAGAAGUGGCAACAGUGAGAUGUUAAUGCUUGAUGGCAACCUCUUAGAUCAAGACUAGUAGGUGAAAAGCUGAAUCACUGAAGAAAAGUCUUGCAGGUCUGAGUGUCAUGGUCACACGCAGAGAGAUGGGAAGUGAUGUACUCUCUUGAUUUCUGUUUAAUAAAUCUCUAAUCAGAAAAUACAAGAGAAGCUGACAUCUGGAAUUCCCAGUAUUGUUUGAUUUUGGUUUGUGAAGCGGCGUAUCUUUUUCCUGAUCCUUCUCUGCCUCCAUUUCCCCAUCGUAAAUCCAUUUUCUCAAAAAGCUCUGUUUUGAAAUACUAACAUACCUCUUUCUCUCUACACAUACCUCUGUUAUUCAUCUCUUUCCUGCAUGAUGCAACACUGUAGAAAGAGCAUUACAUUUGAAAUGUUCCUCCCUCACCAUUAGAGUCAGGACCUAUAAAAAGAGAUACAUUCAAUGAUUAUUUACUGUAUGAAAAGAAGACAGAGUAAUUCUGUUUCAACAUAUAUAUAUAUACCAAUUUGUAUGAUUCACAUAGCUUCACUCUUUUGGGAAAAUUAGGAUUUGUUUGGACAUUCAAAAUAAACAUUCUGACCAACGUUGGAGUCACAAAACAGCGUUUUCAGAGGGUUUGGAGGCAUUGCCCAUUAACCAUCAUGUCAUUCAUUCUACACAGUUUAAUCAGCAGCUAUAAGAAUGAAAAUGACUGUUUAAUAUCUCAUCUAGUCUUAAAAAAUCGGUCUCAUAUAUUCUAGGAGUACUUGAGACUUACUUUCGUUUUCAAAGGAGCAGCUUCAAAUUUGUGUCUGAUUACAUUAUGUGAUCUUGAUGUACUUUCUAACUUUGAAAAAGGUCAGCAGCUAUUGACCACAUGGUUCAAUGACACAAAUUUGCCUAUCACCUUUUUUUGUUUGUUUGUUUUGUGCGGUGAGUUUCACCAGCUUUAUCACUCUGUCUAUCAGAGACGGCAACUAUUAUAGCUGAUUUUAAAAAGAAGUGUGUUUUAUACAUUGUGUCUUAUGUUGCCCCCUAUAGAGGGUGCACACAUGGAUUUAAAAAGUGUUGGUGGCAAAGCUUUACAAUGGUUUGUUGUUCCAGACUGUUACAUGAUUAUACUGUUUAAUUACCUGACUGUUUGACUUUGGAUUCAACGUGUUUGAACAUGUUCCUGGUCGCUCCUUGCCAUUUUUUGCAAGGCGAUGUAAAUCUGAUUCCUCCAUGAACAGACUGUUGAGUUUUUACAAGGCGGAAACUUUAAGCCUGAACUCAUCUAGAAAAUGAAUGUAAACAGUUAUGCAUUGCAACAAACACAUAUGUAGUUAUAUGUUUACAGAGAUUUUUUAUAGCAUGUUGCUUAACUGAAAACCUCUGGAAAAGUGUCAGAAACUGCAGCAGGGCAAUACAAUCUGCCAUGUGUGGGAUUUGAGCAGACACUUUGACGUGAAGUGCCCAUUGUAAUGUCUGAGUUAAGUAAUGCUUGUUAAACGUGUAAAAGUUGAGGGUUGAAGUCACAAGGAUGAUGCUGUGGCUUGGAAUUUUUUUUGUAAGAGAUUGACGUCUUUAAAUAUGUGCUGCUGAUUGGUCCGUUUUUGUGUGUUAAUCAGUUUGUCCGUUGUUGUCUAGUUCAGUGUGUUUUGCUCUGCCUCAGUGGGGGGAUUGUGAGGUUGAUACCCUUGAUUGAUGCUUUGUACAUCCUUUGAUUAGAUCAGGGUAGCCAAUCCUGGUUUUAGGAUUAGAGAGUACAUGUGUACCAUUCCCUCUGGUGAGUACAAAAUGUGCUGAAGCUUAGAAACCAUCAAGGAGAGAAUGUCUCUAACCACUCUUUUGUACAUACAGUAUGUGUCUUGCUAUAGAUGAGUCCAGUGUCUCAGCAGGCCACUUUGUUAAGUCCUCUGUGCUGUGUAAAGCUCACUUCACUGUUGAAUGCAUGAAAAGGAACGCUUUCCACUCAUGUAGAGUAAUAUGGGCAGAGAAUGUGGCCUCAGCUAAGCUUAAUAUGACCUUUAAUUGGCAGAAAAAUUGUGUCUUUGAGGAUACCUUUAAUAGGGAGCUGGUUUGUGUAGCAGUUUUGCUUUGUCAUGAAGGAUACUCUUUUUUUUGCUGUGACCCCCUAGGUGUAUCUAGGAGGUGAGAUGUCUCUAACAUAGAUCCAUAAAAAGCCUUUUGGAAUAGUGUUUAUUUUUGGCUUUAGGAUGGAGAGCUCUUUUCUUAUCAGUUCAAGCUAAUGUGGGCGGAUCAAAGUAUAUGGUGCCUAGAUGAAUUUAGAUUUUCUGUAUGCAUAUUAUACUUUACUGCUGCUAUGUGAGGGAGUGUCAGUGUGUGAGUUAUCUGUAAAUUGUGUAUAUUUGUACAUCAAAUGGUCAAGCAUUUUCUAGCAGUGCUUAGCAGUCUCUUUAUAAAACAUACACAGCACAUAGAUGGUGUGAUCUUUGCAAAAAUAGUAUUUAGCAAUAGUAUUCACAAUUUUUCCUUACUCUAGUUGAUGCUGGUUGGUAGGAAAUUAGCUGUUGUGAAAAAAAAGACAUUUACCUCUUUAUAUCUGAUCCGUGAGCUGUGCUGGGCUGAGGCCCCUUGAUUGUACAUAAAACUGCAUUUUAAAAGCCUUCGGCUCAACGUUCUCCCAAGUGCAAACUCGGAUUAUUUGGUUCUGUCAACAGCCCAUGUUUGUGCCUCUAAUGAAUUACUAUUACAUUAACAACGUAGCAUCUGUUAGUCUCAAUAAUUAGAUACCUGAUAGGCUUUAAUCUACAGAUUUCUCAAAAACUAUUUUUGUCCCUGGAGAUUUAAAAUAAAAGAUUUCCUCUGCUGCAUAUUGUGUAUUUUAAAACACAAGAAAGAUUGAGAGUUAAGUCAUUAUUUUAUUAUUAGUUAUUUAUACCAUGACCCUUGUCUUUACACUUUUUUAAAGUUACAUGAAAUGUAUUGCUUUCUCUCUUUUAAAGUCCCUGUAAAAUGAUUUUAAAAAAAUCUUUAUUUUAGGUUUGUUGUAUGGUAGGCCACUGUGUUAUGAACCAGCAGGUCAAAUUUCAGUCAUGAUAAAUAUCUCUAAGUAUAUAAUAUUAAGCUUUAAAAUCAUGAAAAAUUAUGCAGUUAUGUGUGGGCGAGCAGGUUAAAUGUGCCAAAGCCCGCCCACUCACAAGAAAUAUGAUCCUCUAAAUUUUAAAAAAUGGUACACAUGAAUGCAGAACUCCUCUGUCUGCUAUGCUGCCAUGUUACAACUCUCUUUUUAUCGUGACAGGCAGACAGUUAAGAACUAAAAAGUCUGUUUCAUUUCCUCAUCCUGUACUAAACUCUUCAAGAAUUCCUAAUAUUCCUGUCCUGAGUUACAUAAAGUUAUGUUUCUCUCCUGUUUAUGAGACGUCUUUGUUGUUAAAUAGCUGCUGAUAACACUCUAUAUCGUGAUGUUGCUCUUAAAAAUAAACGUCUUCGAUGAUGACUAGCAUUGGAGACUUUUAUUGUUAUAGACUUGGCAUGAACAGAACAUGUCUAUCAGCAGAUGCUUUACUGAACUUUAGCAUGGCAAUGCUAACAGACAGAGGAUUGAACUGUUGCUGCUUUGAGAGAGACAAAGCCUGGCUCUGUGCUAAAGCAGAGUGACAGAAGUCUGUUUUCUGUCAUAAAUCUUGCUGUUAUGAUACUUUUAAUGACCCAUAGGCCCCUGUGGCUUAUAAAUUUGACAAAUUUACCUCACAGUGAACGAAAACACAGCAUUUAGCUGGCUGUUAACUUAAAAUGAAUGUAGUGACAUCACCUAACAGCAGACCAUUUAGACAAACUGCUCAAUGAGUUUAUGUCUUUGUAAAGUUGGGGGCGGGACUAUUCCCAUAUUGCCCAGUGACAUCAUAGGCUGCUAUAUUUGCCCUGCCCAAAUUAAACUAAUCUGUGAAAGUGGUGAAUACUUUUUAAUGGUCUGAAUCCAAAAUUCUGUCAAACUGGAUCCCAGCCUUUUCGCAUGUUUACAGCAACCUUAUUUCAACAUACCUAGACACAAAUUUUGGAUUUUACUUUACAGGAACUUUAAAGUAAAAAUCAGCCAAACUGUUGUCUUACAACAGGGGUGUCCAAACUUUUUUUCAAUAAGGGCUGCCUCAGAAAAAUAUAAGGCUGACUGGGUCGCUUUGAUUGCCUCACCUGUAGUGUUUAAAUUUGUAAAACCAGUCUGACGUUCUGGUAAAUCAUGUGGUUAGUAAUUGAUAACAGACAUGUCACUAGCUGACAAAAGAAAUUGCUAAUCAUUGUCAAGGAUUUUGGGCCAGCUGAUCAGGUUUCAGGGGUCUCUGGUCAGCCCGUAGAGAUGAGAAUGAUGCUCCAUGCACUAGGGAGGGGAAACACUGACAUUUCAUCUCCACAUUCAGACUCAAAACAAGAGCAAACUGCAUGAAGCGGCCAGGUUUUAUAGUCAUGUUGGUGCUUGAAAAUGAUUAGCAUGAUAUGCUUUGGAAAUUGGACCAGGUAGCGAGGCACAGGAGAGUUGUUAUUGGCUGUUGUUUUCAUAGAUUAUGGCAUUAUGAAUCGAGGUAUCAUUAUUACAAUUGUCAAUAUGUAUAUCAUUUACCCGUUUAUUUCUAACUUAGUUAUGAAAAAAUGACAAAAUCUUCUUUUAAAAAUGUUUGACAGAAUUAACACAGCACCAUGUAGUGUUGGAGUUAAAAGAUAUGGUCAAGCUUCAUAGACUAAUGCGGGCCAUAUUUAAUUUUGUUUCUAUAAUUUGCUGUGGGACAAUAAAACAUGAACUGUGGGUUGCUUUUGGCCCCUGGGACAUAGUUUGGAUACCCCUGUUUUAUAACAAUUGAAGGAUUUGUGUGAUAAUUUCAGCACUGUAUGCUAAAUCUGGUCCUAAAUGAAGUUGGACUGAAUUGUAUUCACAGUAUACAGUGAUGACAAACAUCAUUCAUUCAAGUUAUCUGCUAAAUAUUUGAAUUAUUAUGUGUAAAAACCUAAACAUAAAAAGUCAUUUUUAUUCUGCAGAAGACUGGAUCUUUAUUCAUGAAGAUUUUCUGGCAUUGCUGGGUAUUUAUUUAAAUAGGAAGACGGAUGCUAAACUCCGGAGAUUAAAUGUAAUUGUAAUGUGGCACAAUCAGAGGCUAUGUAAUUACAAACAUGAUUUCACAGUGAAGCCAACUGAUCUGAGUUCAGUGUAUAUAGAGCUAGUUUGACUUUAUUUUGCCUUGUCAGCAGCCUGUAUGUACAGACAAAAUGCCCAAACUCUACCCUCAUUGCCACUGAAGGCCAAUGCCUGAUAUAAGACUGUUACCUCGCUGAGUUUUGACUGUAAAAAGGACUGUUUACUUCUGCUUAUCAAGAUAGUAUCUACUCUAUAUUUGUACUGACUUUAUUUAUUUUGUAAUGCCAAGAAUUGAAGGAUUGAAAACCAACACAGAGCCCACAUGACAUUAGUGUUACUGAACUCGUUAGCCAGGAAUCGAACAAAACAUGAAACCCUGUUGAUUCAGGAUCACUGAAGACUGUUUGUCUCCCGGGAAACAAAAUGUUCUCCUUUUCCUCCUGCAGCUAUGAGACAGCAGGCUUUAUACAAGUAUCUCUAUGUGAUUCUUUGUGGAAUAUUUCAGAUUGAUAUAACUACAAAGUGUGGUGUUCUUUUAGGGUAUCCUUGUGCGUUUCUACCUGCAGCUCUUACUGUGUCGUACGCAUGUGUGAGAGUUACCGUCAGCCGUGUUGUUGUGAUGUCAAAUCAUUGUUGCUUAUUAUCAGGCCAAAGUUGAUUGUUGUUGUUAACAUGAUAAUAAUAUCCAGACAUUUUUAUGCCAUCAUGAAUAUGAAGUCAAUUUUGUAUGUUGGCGUAUAGCAGAAAGAAAUCUGAUGUACAAUUGUAACAAUGAGAUGCUUUUACAUUUUUGAAUUUUUAUUUUGUUUGCUCAUAUCAUGGUGCUUUUUUCCAGAGAAGUGGAUUUGUAUUAUUAGGUUGCUUCUGUUUUUUUUAUUGAUGCUCAUUUGUAUUAUACUAUGUUGAACAAAGACAUCUGCGCUACUUUA
This is a messenger RNA of Cheilinus undulatus (humphead wrasse), 7986 nucleotides long. RefSeq names its product atherin-like. The record is from RefSeq and is a predicted model, not a curated record. Bases 416 to 1972 code for a protein of 518 amino acids. The transcript is spliced from 7 exons. Lineage: Eukaryota; Metazoa; Chordata; Actinopteri; Labriformes; Labridae.